AUGGCACCAUCACUCGAGGAACCCGUCGGUACUGCUGAGCCUCUCGAAGUGCCAGCAAAAGCAGCGGGCGCACCAAACAAAUUCAACUACGAACCAGGGCGGACGGUCGUAGAGAACCACGACAAUUACGCCCACGAGGACCUUCUACCGUCGUUCCCAGACCUCCACUGGGAACCCCUAGGCCCAAUUCCUUACGAGGACAAGGGUCUGCUCGGAGAUCCCAACUUUAGCAACCUUCUCAGCUCUGCCACGGCUGUCUUUGACUACACGCCCAAGAUUGGAACCGAGAUUCACGGAGUCAACCUGGCCAAGUUGACCGACGCACAGAAGAACGAUCUGGCUCGUCUGAUCGCAGUUCGCGGGGUGGUCUUCUUCCGGGCCCAGGAUGACUUUGACAUUGAAGCUCAACGUGAGCUGGGACGGUACUUUGGGACUCUGCACAAGCAUGCGACUACUGCUGUUCCACGGAGGAAAGGUUUAGAAGAUGUCCAUGUGGUUUAUAGCGUGGAGAACUCUGUUGACCAGCGUGCCCUCUAUGCGCCAAGCUUCUUGUGGCAUUCAGAUGUGUCCUACGAAGUGCAGCCUCCCUCGUACACCUCUCUGAAGCUUCUUACGGGACCUACUCGCGGUGGCGGCGGUGAUACUGUGUGGUCCUCGCAAUAUGCCGCAUACGACGCACUGUCGCCUCACAUGCAGACGUAUCUCAAGGGCUUGACGGCCUUGCACUCGGCAGAAAUGCAAGCAAACGACUCGCGGGCGCUAGGUCGGCCCGUUCGACGCGAGCCCGUGACAACAGAACACCCUCUCAUCCGGACCAACCCCGUGACAGGGUGGAACGCGCUGUUCUUUAAUCCGGGCUUCGUCACCAAGAUUGUCGGAGUCCCCAAGACGGAGAGCGACGCCAUCAUCAGGUAUCUGACAGAAGUCAUCACCACUACACAGGAGAUGCACGUCCGCUUCCAAUGGGGCAAGAAUGACGUCGCGUUCUGGGACAACCGCUCCACAGUCCACACCGCAACUUACGGCUUUGCGCCCCAUCGUCGUCACGCUGUGCGCGUUGCUCCCCAGGCAGAGCGUCCUUACCUGGAUCCAAACGGUAAAUCCCAGGAGGAGGAGCUCGCUUCUCGUUACAACCUGCCGAAGGUGAACAAGGACGGGUCGCGUCAAUCGAACUACAAUGACUGA
Molecule: messenger RNA, 1185 nt
Organism: Rasamsonia emersonii CBS 393.64
Lineage: Eukaryota; Fungi; Ascomycota; Eurotiomycetes; Eurotiales; Trichocomaceae
Product: Taurine dioxygenase
Exons: 4
Coding region: 1-1185 (394 amino acids)
Cellular component (GO): cytoplasm
Molecular function (GO): 2-oxoglutarate-dependent dioxygenase activity
Source: RefSeq, a predicted model, not a curated record